Messenger RNA from Zasmidium cellare ATCC 36951, 1113 nucleotides. RefSeq lists its product as uncharacterized. The transcript has a single exon. Bases 1 to 1113 code for a protein of 370 amino acids. Lineage: Eukaryota; Fungi; Ascomycota; Dothideomycetes; Mycosphaerellales; Mycosphaerellaceae. The record is from RefSeq and is a predicted model, not a curated record. Gene Ontology annotation, molecular function: oxidoreductase activity.
AUGGCCUCCCAACCCCAAAUCCCCAAAGAAAUGCGCGCCAUCCAAGUCGUCGAAUUCAACAAACCGUACAAAAUCAACACCGUCCCCGUCCCACAACCCUCAGAGCUCGCCCCGCUCGACCUCCUCGUCAAAGUCGCCGUCGCCUCAAACUGCCACACCGAUCAAAUGGUUUCCGAAGGCGUCUUCGGGCGCCCGCUCCCCCAAACCGCCUCGCACGAAGGAUCCGGGACCGUCGUCGCCACCGGCGCGGACGUCAAGGGCUUCGCGGUGGGCGACCGCGUGAUGUGCGGGAUCCCGUUCCAUCCCUGCGGGAGCUGUAAGGAUUGUUUGGGGCCGGAGUCACAGAAGCAGUAUUGUAUGCAGUUGGAGGGGCAUAUUGGCGUUCAGCGAGACGGGUGCUUUGCGGAUUAUGUUAAGUGCGAUUCGAGGAGUACGACGAAGUUGCCGGAUGCGGUGACGUUUCAGAGUGCGGCGCCGUUGGCUUGUGCGGGGCGGACGGUUUGGAGGGCGGUGUUGCAGGCGGGGUUGAAGAAGGGGGAGUGGCUUGGGAUUGUAGGGAGUGGUGGAGGUUUGGGGCAUUUGGGGGUACAGUUUGCGAAGGCGUUGGGGUUGCAGGUUGUGGGUGUCGAUGCGAGAGAUGAGGGAUUGGAGCUGUCGAAGCAUUAUGGUGCGGAUAUCGUUGCGGAUGCGAGGAAGGGCAAAGAGGGCGUUGUCAAGGAGGUCCACGCCGUGACAAAUGGCGAGGGUGUGGAUGCCACUGUCAACUUGUCGGAUCACCAGGACGCGGCGGCGAUUGCGUGUGCUGUGACCAAGAUGCAUGGCACAAUGGUCCAGAUUGCCCAGCCCGAUAACAUUGUCAUUCCCUUCCCGGAGAUCAUCUUUAGGGACAUUCGCGUAAGGGGUAGCCUGAUAUCGAGCGCGGAAGAGUCGAAGAGCAUGUUGGACUGCAUCGCGGAGCAUGGUGUGACCGUCACCACGCAGCCUUUCCAAGGGCUGGACAAGAUCGGAGAGUUGACGGAGUUGGUGCACGGCGGCAAGCUCAAGGGCAAGGCCAUCAUCAUCGUCGACCCAGAACAGGUUGAGCAUGAGAAGAAGAUUGGAGCGAAGUUUUAG